Rosa rugosa (rugosa rose) is the source of this 1845-nucleotide messenger RNA. Its product is annotated as transcription factor ORG2-like. Gene Ontology annotation, biological process: regulation of transcription by RNA polymerase II. The record is from RefSeq and is a predicted model, not a curated record. Lineage: Eukaryota; Viridiplantae; Streptophyta; Magnoliopsida; Rosales; Rosaceae. The coding region runs from base 290 to 1024 and encodes 244 amino acids. Gene Ontology annotation, cellular component: RNA polymerase II transcription regulator complex. The transcript has 3 exons. Gene Ontology annotation, molecular function: RNA polymerase II transcription regulatory region sequence-specific DNA binding; protein dimerization activity; DNA-binding transcription factor activity, RNA polymerase II-specific.
UAUGGAAACAACAGACACGAGCACACACACGCUGGGGAAGUUGGCAAGUCAUUUUCGUAACCAUCUCAUUGUAAUGAAAAUUUUGAUUGUUUUAAGACCAACAGGUUUUUACUACUAGUAUAAGUGUAUGGACUCCAUCAGCUUUGAAUAACUUAAUGAUACUGAGGUGAACCAUGAAAAUGACGGCUAUUUGUAUACAUAUGACUGCCAUGAUCUACUAAAUUUAUAUAGCAAAUCAGUCCCAGCAAUUCAAUUCAAUUCAGCAAACUAAUCAAUCUCAAAUCUCAUCAUGUUGGCUUUAUCUCCUCCUCUGUUUUCAACAAUUGGAUGGCCCUUGGAGGAUCAUCCCAUAAGUCAUGACCACAACAACUAUUUCUCAGCAGAAUCAUCGCUUCCUCAUUUUCCUACAACUCUGCAGCCACAGUUUGAUCAGCUUGAUCACUCUACGCCAUCCACUGCAAUCAGCGGCGAGUCCAACAUUUCUUCAGUGGAUAAGAAGCUUAACCACAAUGCUAGUGAGCGUGACCGCCGCAAGAAGAUCAACAACUUGUACUCAUCACUACGUUCACUGGUUCCCGCAGAUCACGCGAAAAGAUUAAGCAUUCCAGCCACAGUUUCGCGAGUGCUGAAAUACAUUCCAGAGCUCCAGCAGCAAGUGGAGGGACUAAUUCAAAAAAGAGACGAGCUUUUAUCGAAAAUUUCUAUGCAAGAAAAUGUAAUUUUGAAAGAGGAAAAGAAAGUAAAAAGCACAGCUCGGAGGAAUCGGAGCUCAUUAUCAGCUGUUUCAACAACUCGUCUUAGUGAUAGUGAAGUUGCAAUUCAAAUAUCCACAAUUAAGUCCUCCCACAAUUUCGUCUCUCGGAUUUUGCAUAGUCUGGAGGAGGAUGGGCUUGAAAUACUAAAUGCUUCUUCCUUUGAGUCCUCUGGAGGGAGGGUCUUCUAUAAUUUACAUUUCCAGGUAGAUAUGUUCUAUAGGUUGGAAUGCGAGAAUUUAAGCGAGAGGCUCAUGUCCUUCUAUGCAUGAGAAAAACUGAAAAAUUAAUUCCAGAGGACUUUCUAAUAAAUUAAUGUGUUACUACUUACCACAUUGGUGCUUCGUCUAUCCACAUAUUGAAGUGAAGCAAGCACUUACGCAGAGAACACCGACCAUUAAACAUGCCAUGAAUACAUGGAGAUCGAGAUUGCGCUAUUAAGCUAUAUUAGGAAAAAGAGGAUGAAGUUUAGUAGUAAGUCGAGUUUGGAAAUAAUGUGUUUGUGUAUCAUGUAAAGUGGCGCAUGUUAAUUCUAUAUGAUGCAUCAACCAACACAUCAAACACAAGAUCAUAUCAUACAACACAUACACAAUAUGAAUUAAACCAGCUGCACAACAUCCACACAUAAACUGCAGAAUAGCUUUCCUAAUGGAACUAGUACUCCACCUGCAUCAUUGGCGCUCUGGAUCCCUGCAGAAACAACUUGACCAAGGUUAGACAUCUUGAGCAACGGGAAACGAGAAUGAAUAGUAGCAAAACUAGAGCAGAAAGCCUUCUGUAUGUCAACACCAAAAGCUUCAGAAUGGGGCUGAACAAAAUGCUUGACAACGGUGAUGAAUACAGGGACUUCGCUCCCUAUUUAUAUUGGCCAAUAAACCCGAGCUAGACUCAUCCCAUAAGGAGUCCAAUACUUGCUUCAUGUUUAUCUUGAUAGGAGACUUAGAAUCUAUCACAAAUACUUAAUGUAAUUCAGGUUGAUUACAAAUGAGUUCCCUACUUCUACUAGGAGAUAUACACCCACGUAGAUAACUGGAAUUAGAGUUAUAUUCAUGUACUUCUUGUUAUUUACAUAGGAUUAAAUCAACUGGUUUUA